Messenger RNA from Pogona vitticeps (central bearded dragon), 4454 nucleotides. Lineage: Eukaryota; Metazoa; Chordata; Lepidosauria; Squamata; Agamidae. The record is from RefSeq and is a predicted model, not a curated record.
UGUUUUAUGGAGGGCUCUCCCGCUGGCCGCCGCCGGCGCGCCUCCUUUCGCCCCUUCUUCUGCCGCCGCCCUCCUCGCUGAAAGGCUCGCGCGGAGGAGAUGCAGGAGGCGGCCGCCUCGGCUGCUGGACGUUUCGGCGGCGCGGAGAGGAGGCAUCGGCUCAAGAUGGCAGAUUUCUAUUGAGUUUAAAAACCUGGCGGCGGCGGCGGCGGCGGGGAAGGGGGGGGAUGAAAUCCUGCUUCAUUUCCCUUUCGUUGCCAUGAAUAACAGACAACCCUUGCACCGGCGGCCCCGAUGUACGAAGGUAUGGCCUCACAUGUGCAAGUUUUCUCCCCUCAUACCCUUCAAUCAAGUGCCUUCUGUAGCGUGAAGAAACUGAAAGUGGAACCAAGUUCUAACUGGGAUAUGACUGGGUACGGCACACACAGCAAAGUCUACAGUCAGAGCAAGAACGUGCAAUCCUCUCAAGCAGCUGCUGCCAUCAACGCCUCUCUCCAGAUCCCCAAUCCAAGCAUCCCUUACGAGCAGACCAUCAUCUUCCCAGCCAGCACGGGGCACAUUGUAGUGACAUCCGCCAACAGCACCUCUGGUGUGGUUGCAGUAUCUGGGCAAGCACUGGGUGGACCACACAACCUGAUGCGUCGAAGCACUGUGAGCCUUUUGGACACCUACCAAAAAUGUGGACUUAAGCGCAAGAGCGAGGAGAUUGAGAACACAAGCAGCGUUCAGAUUAUUGAAGAGCAUCCACCAAUGAUACAGAACAAUGCCAGCGGGGCCACAGUAGCCACCACUACUACGUCUACUGCCACAUCCAAAAACAGUGGUUCCAACAGUGAAGGGGAUUACCAACUGGUGCAACAUGAGGUGCUGUGUUCCAUGACCAACACAUACGAAGUUUUAGAAUUUCUGGGCCGUGGAACGUUUGGACAAGUGGUCAAAUGCUGGAAACGAGGUACCAAUGAAAUUGUGGCCAUCAAGAUCCUUAAAAACCAUCCUUCUUACGCCCGACAAGGUCAGAUUGAAGUCAGCAUCCUGGCCCGGUUAAGCACUGAAAGUGCAGAUGACUACAACUUUGUCCGAGCCUAUGAAUGUUUCCAGCACAAGAACCACACUUGCCUGGUCUUUGAGAUGUUGGAACAGAACCUCUAUGAUUUCCUAAAGCAAAACAAAUUCAGCCCAUUGCCCCUUAAGUACAUCAGACCAAUUCUGCAGCAGGUGGCCACAGCUCUCAUGAAAUUAAAGAGUCUGGGCUUGAUCCAUGCAGAUCUCAAGCCAGAAAACAUCAUGUUGGUGGAUCCAUCUCGGCAACCAUACAGGGUCAAGGUCAUAGAUUUUGGUUCUGCUAGCCAUGUCUCAAAAGCCGUGUGCUCAACGUACCUUCAGUCCAGAUACUACAGAGCCCCUGAAAUCAUUCUUGGUUUACCCUUCUGUGAAGCAAUUGACAUGUGGUCCCUAGGGUGUGUCAUUGCAGAACUUUUCUUGGGCUGGCCUUUAUAUCCAGGAGCUUCAGAGUAUGAUCAGAUCCGGUAUAUUUCACAGACACAGGGCUUGCCAGCUGAGUAUUUGUUAAGUGCUGGGACAAAAACAACAAGGUUUUUCAACAGGGAUACAGAUUCACCGUAUCCACUGUGGAGGCUAAAGACACCAGAUGAUCAUGAGGCAGAGACGGGGAUCAAGUCAAAAGAAGCUAGAAAGUAUAUUUUCAACUGUUUGGAUGAUAUGGCACAGGUGAAUAUGACAACAGACUUGGAAGGAAGCGAUAUGUUGGUGGAAAAGGCAGACCGGCGGGAGUUCAUAGAUUUGUUAAAGAAGAUGUUGACGAUAGAUGCUGAUAAAAGGAUAACGCCGAUUGAAACACUCAACCACCCAUUUGUCACCAUGACGCACUUGCUUGAUUUCCCCCAUAGCACCCAUGUCAAGUCCUGUUUCCAAAAUAUGGAGAUUUGCAAGCGUCGAGUGAACAUGUAUGACACAGUGAAUCAGAGCAAAACACCAUUUAUCACUCAUGUGGCCCCAAGUACAUCAACCAACCUAACCAUGACCUUCAACAACCAGCUGAAUACAGUCCAUAACCAGGCCACCACCCUGGCUCCCACCUCUACCACCAGUGCCACUAUUUCCUUAACCAACCCUGAGGUCUCCAUACUAAACUACCAAUCUGCACUCUACCAGCCCUCGGCAGCAUCCAUGGCCGCGGUGGCCCAGAGGAGUGUCCCCCUGCAAACAGGAACGGCGCAGAUAUGUGCUCGCCCUGACCCUUUCCAGCAAGCCCUCAUUGUAUGUCCUCCAGGCUUUCAAGGAUUGCAGACUUCCCCUUCAAAGCAUGCUGGGUAUUCUGUUCGGAUGGAGAAUGCUGUGCCAAUAGUCACUCAGGCUCCAGGGGCUCAGCCCCUUCAGAUCCAGCCAGGACUUUUAGCACAGCAAGCUUGGCCUAGUGGUACUCAGCAAAUCCUGCUUCCUCCAGCUUGGCAACAGCUGACUGGGGUAGCCACCCACACCUCAGUCCAGCAUGCAGCUGUAAUCCCAGAGACCAUGGCAGGAACCCAGCCGCUCACGGAUUGGAGAAAUACGCACGCUCAUGGCAGCCAUUACAAUCCCAUCAUGCAACAGCCUGCACUUUUAGCAAGUCAUGUCACCCUUCCAGCAGCCCAGCCCUUAAACGUAGGUGUAGCUCAUGUUAUGAGGCAGCAACCAACCAGCACGACCUCUUCUAGGAAGAAUAAACAACAUCAGUCAUCAGCAAGGAAUAUGUCGAACUUUGAGGUAUCCUCCUCUCAGACGAUCAGCUCACCACAGCGAUCUAAGCGAGUAAAGGAGAACACGCCUCCUCGCUGUGCCAUGGUGCAUAACAGCCCCGCUUGCAGCACCUCUGUCACAUGUGGGUGGGGUGACGGGGCAUCCAGUACCACACGGGAGCGGCAGCGGCAGACCAUUGUCAUUCCUGACACGCCCAGCCCUGCAGUCAGUGUCAUCACUAUCAGCAGUGACACAGAUGAGGAGGAGGAGCAGAAACAUGCACCCACCAGCCCCCUUUCUAAGCAAAGAAAAAACGUCAUCAGCUGUGUAACUGUGCAUGAUUCCCCUUACUCUGAUUCUUCUGGCAACACCAGUCCCUAUGCAGUGCAGCAUCGUGGUGGAAACAAUAAUGGAAAUGGCUAUGAUACAAAGGGAGCACCGGAAACACAUUGCAAUGGCAAUCCUCGGACGAUCAUUGUGCCACCACUGAAAACCCAGGCCAGCGAGGUGUUAGUAGAAUGUGAUAGCCUGGUACCUGGUAAGUUUGUCACCACCACCAAUCAUCACUCUUCCUCCUACAAGUCAAAGUCCUCCAGCAUCAUGACUUCCACCAGCGGUCACUCUUCAGGGAGCUCAUCUGGAGCCAUCGCCUACAGGCAGCAGCGGCCAGGGCCACAUUUCCAGCAGCAGCAGCCUCUCAAUCUCAGCCAGGCCCAGCAGCACAUCACAACUGAUCGCACAGGGAGUCACCGGCGACAGCAAGCCUACAUCACUCCGACAAUUGCUCAGGCACCAUAUUCCUUCCCACAUAACAGCCCCAGCCAUGGCACAGUCCAUCCGCACCUGGCUGCCGCUGCCGCUGCUCACCUUCCCACCCAACCUCAUCUCUACACAUACACUGCGCCUGCUGCUCUGGGCUCUACAGGCACUGUAGCCCAUUUGGUGGCUUCCCAGGGUUCAGCUCGUCAUGCUGUACAGCACACUACGUACCCAGCUAGCAUUGUCCACCAGGUUCCAGUGAGCAUGGGUCCUCGUGUCCUUCCAUCACCUACGAUCCACCCGAGUCAGUAUCAGGCUCAGUUUGCCCACCAGACCUAUAUCAGUGCGUCUCCAGCCUCUGUCUACACUGGAUAUCCCCUGAGCCCCACCAAGGUCAACCAGUACCCUUACAUCUAAACACUGGAAUGAGGAAGGAAAAGACACGGCACGCACCAAGGGCAACAAGGCUGCUUUUGUGAAAAGGAAUGUUGCAGGCAAACGAACAAUGCAAUGGGAGUCUCAAACAAAACUUGAAUGAAGGAGACUUUGUGGAAGGCAUGAGAGGGAAGAAGAGAGGAGGUGACACCAGUCCUACAGUUUUUAUUUAAAAAAAAGAAGGAAAAUGAAAAAAGAUAAAAAGAAAGAAAAACAAAACUACAAAAACAUUCUGCGCCAGACCACAUAGUGGGAGAAGCAGAAGGACCAUCAUUGUCUGGUCCUGUUUUUGGAUAAAUUCACCCAUAGACUUUUACAGAUUAUUUUCAUCUGAUUCCAGGAGACAACAUUUAGGAAUUUGCUGUUCGAACCUCCUAAUACAAAGUUUCAUAGGUGUUUGGGUAUAUAUUUUUUAAUUAAACCAAGAAGCGUACCAAUUAGGGAUUUAUCCAGAUUUUCUGAAAGGGUUAUUGCUUUGUCUUUGCACUGGUCGCUGUAACCCAAAAUAAAAAAAGACAAUGAAA